AUGGGCGAGGACGGCAUAAAACUGCUUCAGCAGAGGCUGGCCGAACGAACCCGCGAAGCAGCCCUAGAAAGCAAAUUUCGUAAGCUGUCUGCUCCAAUGUCAUCCAAGAAUGACAAACUGGUGCACAUCUUGUCGCCAAAGGGGCUGACGGACGAACAAAUGCAGGUUUUACGGCAUGAGGCCUCAUUCAACAGAGCCGAUGCCAAACCUGCCAACAUGAUCGCAGCUGUGGAAUCAAUCCUCAGCCAGACGGGAGCGACAGAUGAAACGAAGAACCUCCUUCGACAACAAGUGUCCCCCCUCCUCAUGGCUAAUAGGCCGCGCGACGUGCUUUUCAAGGUCAAGCGCGAUGCUCUUAAGGAACUCAGGGUCCACAACGACCUCGUUAUCGUACCCUAG
Molecule: messenger RNA, 399 nt
Organism: Spirometra erinaceieuropaei
Lineage: Eukaryota; Metazoa; Platyhelminthes; Cestoda; Diphyllobothriidea; Diphyllobothriidae
Source: the annotation of a GenBank genome assembly